This is a messenger RNA of Staurois parvus, 1272 nucleotides long. The record is from the annotation of a GenBank genome assembly. Lineage: Eukaryota; Metazoa; Chordata; Amphibia; Anura; Ranidae.
AUGGACUGUGUGACUAACCAAGAUUCUGUGUACUUGCCCAACUCUGUCAGUGCGACCCUGGAGGACCUGGAUUUAUGGAGGCAGUUCCACCAGGAAGGCACAGAGAUGAUCAUCACCAAGUCUGGAAGGCGGAUGUUCCCACAAUGUAAAAUUCGGCUCUUUGGGCUCCAUCCCUACACCAAAUAUGUGGUUCUGGUGGAUUUUAUCCCUCUAGACAACUGCAGAUAUAAGUGGAACAAGAACCAGUGGGAGGCAGCAGGUAAAGCGGAGCCACACCCUCCAUGCAGGACAUAUGUUCACCCAGACUCUCCAGCCCCAGGUGCCCACUGGAUGAAGGAUGCAGUCUGUUUCCAAAAGCUUAAACUGACCAACAACACAUUGGACCAACAUGGACAUAUAAUCUUGCACUCAAUGCAUCGGUACAAACCUCGGUUCCACAUUAUUCAGUCUGAUGACCUAUACAACACCCGAUGGGGACUCCUGCAGGUUUUUAGCUUCUCAGAGACCCAGUUUACAGCAGUCACUGCCUAUCAAAAUGAUAAGAUCACAAAACUGAAAAUUGAUCACAAUCCUUUUGCCAAGGGUUUCAGAGAACAGGAAAGGGUCAACCGGAGUGAUGAUAUGUUGAAGCUUCAUCCUCAAAGUCCUAGCAAGCGCCAGAAAAGAAAGAAAUGGGAGGACAGUCUUGAACCAAAAGAGGAAGAUCGUUCUAAAAUUGCUUGCGUAAAGGAAGAGCCUAGCGUUAUGCCAGCAGAAGUAUUCUCCCAAUGGGUUGCAGAUCACGAAGGAGGUCUUAAUUUAAAUUCCACCUCUCCAGAUUUGACAGAGUCUCCACACCAGGAGCAGCAGGUUCCAUCCUCUUCAUCCAGCUUUCUGUAUAGAAGCCCACAGCGAAGAUGUCCUCAGCCCCUUCCAGGUUCCUUGGAUGUAUGUGAAGCAGCAGGGAGACGCCUCACACCUGAUGUUGCUACAGUGCCAGAGUUGGAUGCCUGUCAGCUUCAAGUAUUUCCUCCACAGCAUCCUGUACAGGAGCGCCCCAGUGGAAUGAACUUUCCAAUGGACACACCUGCACGGCAGACACUGCGUGGUCCCAUGUACAGUCCAUAUACCACUGACCAGUGGAUGGUUCCAACACAAGGGCAGUAUCGGCCCAUGGGCUACUCCUACCCCAACAGACUUUGGCACCCAGGGACCUGUGAAUCACCCACACAAUGGGAUGUCAGACUGGAGCCAGUAUCCUCUAUUCUCUUACACUUGCUGGUAAAAGGAUGA